AUGUUGACUCUUUGUCCACAGGGUCUAGUCCGCAUGGAGCUGUCCCCCCCUCCCUCAGGUUUAGAAGCAGAAUAUGAGACACUUUUCACCACAGGCUCCCUCCGCUUCCUCCAUGAGCUGAUCUCCACAUUUGAUGAGGAGGUGGAUCAGGUCCUGCGGUUACGAGUGUUCAGAAAGUCCCAUUUGGACCUUUCAGGUGACCUGCCGAGCUUUCUGGAAAGUACCAAACAUAUCCGGAGAGACCCAGCCUGGAUGGUGCUCCCCGUCCCCCCGAGGCUCCAGAGAAGACAUGUGGAUAUUGGGGACCUGGCUCCCUGCGAUACCCAGCGCUUCAUUAAAGCUCUCCAGUCACCAGCACAAGGCUUACAGGUUGACUUUGACGAUGGGAACUGCCCUACAUAUUACAACCAGAUCAAAGGCAUUCAUAAUGUUUUUAAGGCGGUUCACAGCCAGUUCCCCGAUGUUCCACACAUAUCUGAGGCGCCAGUGCUGAUGCUUCGUCCUCGUGCAUGGAACAUGGUGGAGCACAACAUGAUGGUGGAGGGGAAGGAGGCUCCUGGUCCUCUCUUUGACUUUGGACUCCUCAUGUUUCACUGUGGACAGACACUGUUUGAAAACAAGAGUGGACCCUUUUUCUAUCUCUCAAAAGUGGAGAGCUUCAUAGAGGCCAGACUAUGGAACAAGAUAUUUGUCUGGACUCAACAGAAGUUGGGCCUUCCACUGGGCAGCAUCAAGGCGACGGUGCUAAUUGAAAAUGUAUUAGCAUCGUUUGAGAUGGAGGAGAUUCUCUACGAGCUGCGAGACCAUUCAGCAGGACUCAACUGUGGCAUCUGGGAUUAUUCAGCCUCCUUUGUCAAUAAGUUUGGUCACCGACAGGCCUUCCUGCUUCCCGACCGCAGUAAAUACGUCAACAUGGAGAAGCGCUUUCUGCGCAGCUACAUGGACCUGCUGGUUCAGACGUGUCAUCGGAGGGGAGCGCUGGCCACAGGAGGCAUGGCUGCCCUGCUGCUGCCUCAGGACCCGCUCAGUGACUCCCACAGGAGAGUGUUGGCUACUGUCACCAGACUGAAGUUACUGGAGAUCAAGGCAGGUGUGGACGGUUUCAUGGUAUAUGAUCUGAGCUUGAUUGAGCCCAUGCAGAAACUCUUCAAGCUCCACUCUGAAGGUGAUAACCAGCUUCACCAGCUUCGAAAUGAUGUCACCGUGACUCCUGAUGACCUAUUGUCCAUGCCUUCGGGAGGAGUCACCCUUUAUGGUUUGAAGUAUAACAUCGGGGUUGGUGUCCUCUUUUUCAAUGCUUGGCUAUCAGGUAAAGGACACUUUUUCUACAGAGGCCAGGUCGAAGAUUCGGCCACAGCAGAGAUUUCCAGAUCACAGGUGUGGCAGUGGAUCCGUCAUCAGACUCAGCUGGAGGACGACAGCAGGGUGGUGAGCAGGCGGCUGGUGACUGACCUCACCAAGGAGCUGAUGAUGGAGCUCCGUCACUCUGUUAGGAACAAGCAGAGGCUACACACAGCAGCUGACAUGUUCCUGGAGGUGGUCCUAAAGAGAGAUUUCCCAGAGUUCAUCACCACCUACCUGAAUCAGGACCACACCUUUCUCAGCUCCCAGAACAGUGGACAGGUGGAGGCUGUGGACACAGACAUGCCCAGAAGCAAACUGUGAGGGUCCAGCUGGAAGACUGCUUCAUGCUCUCUACUCAACACUCUCUAUACAUAACAAACAUUGAGGACAUCCCUAGAAAUUGCAGUGGUGAUUUUUCAUUAUUUUUUUGCUAUUUUAUAGACUACAUUGGUUAGUUGAAGAAAAUAAGAUGAACCGAUAAUGAAAGUAAUGCUUAGUUGCAGUUAGUUUGAGUCAGUGAUGAUACUGUAAGUCACACUCAAGAUUCGCAGAUAGUAAUAUGUUCUAUCUCCAUUUCCUGUUAAAUAUAUUAAUACAUUUGAAUGAAUGA
Messenger RNA from Sebastes umbrosus (honeycomb rockfish), 1954 nucleotides. RefSeq names its product malate synthase-like (gene ugl). The coding region runs from base 1 to 1665 and encodes 554 amino acids. The record is from RefSeq and is a predicted model, not a curated record. Gene Ontology annotation, biological process: glyoxylate cycle. Lineage: Eukaryota; Metazoa; Chordata; Actinopteri; Perciformes; Sebastidae. Gene Ontology annotation, molecular function: malate synthase activity. The transcript has 14 exons. Gene Ontology annotation, cellular component: cytoplasm.